Molecule: messenger RNA, 2286 nt
Organism: Aspergillus tanneri
Lineage: Eukaryota; Fungi; Ascomycota; Eurotiomycetes; Eurotiales; Aspergillaceae
Exons: 1
Coding region: 1-2286 (761 amino acids)
Source: RefSeq, a predicted model, not a curated record
AUGCCUCAGCAGCCCUUGAACAUACCUUUGAGGACAUCCAGCGCCAAUGCUGUGCAGGGUGGGUUACUUUCGGGAGAGAAUAGUAGGGAGGAAGUGAGACUCGAAAGUACGUCGAAAGCUCAAAAAAUCUUGGGCACCAGAGGCAUUCCUUUUCACCAAGACAACCAAAAACGGGAAGAUAAAAAGAGAGGGCAUCGGCCCAGUUUUAUGAAAACUUCGGAAACAAAAUCAAAGAAAGUAGGCAAUUUUGUUCCCUUCCCAGCAUCGAUUGCCGAAAAUUCUCUAUCACCUCAGCACCUGCGGGUCCGAGCAUCCUCUCCUCUCUUGGGUCAAGAGUAUCGGACGCAAGAUCAAUCACCGCCACCGGUGCCCAGAAUUCCAAAGAUCCAUCACUCUGGCUCUGCCUCAACCCUAUAUUCCUAUUUCACUUCUCGAGAUUCUUCUGCAGAUACGAACAAGGCCACUGGAAACGCUACGAAAGAUCUCGAUCCAUCUACGGAUGGAAGCAACGAAUCACAACAAAAUGCCGGGGGAAGCUCGGGGCUUAAACAACCUGCAGGGUUUAUGAAAGAAUCGAAACGGAAGAUGCGUCCUCCUAGGAUUGAUCUUUCUUUGCUAUUUCCUAAGCCACGAGAAAGUGCUGCCCCCCUUCUGUCACCCCAGCGAAUGGUCAAAUCUCCUUCAGCAAUUUCAUUGGCUUCGGAAUAUUCCGCCCCGCCCUCCAAGAAGACCGACAGCCAUGCAACUGGGAAGCGACUCACGAAAUUACCGCCUUCCUCGAGGCGUUCAGCUCGCAGACCAAGUGGCCUUCAAUCAAUCAGCGAUGCUGGCGAGUCUUUGACACCCUAUGACGCACAUAAUACGAAUUGGACGGAUCCCACUCUUGAAAGAGCAGUACCUACGAGUGAAAUGGAUUUGGCCUUGGAAAGGUAUAGCGAUGUACAGCAAGCGUCCCCAUCCGCUGCACGGUCUCUACCGAACCGGUUACACUUGCGGACGAGAAACCGAGAAGAGCUGCCUGGUAGGAAUGAUUCACAACCGCCGAACAGUUCUUUACAGAAAGCUCCAUCGAUCAGCUCUUCAGGGGCCUGGAGCAAAGAAACAUAUCUUUCACCUAAGAACUGUUCGCGUCCCAGGGACAAUCGUGUGUCAAAUUCACCGGACGCUCGACGUAUCCAAUUUCAAGGGAAACCACCCACCCCAGAGGACUAUUCAAUGUCGAGGAAGAGUAGUAAAAGCACGUUGACAAACUCUGACCUCAACAAUCUCAGCGUCCUUUGUCUUUCCUCGUCGGAGGAUGAGAACGAGGAAGAUGAGGAACGUGAGCCUACUAAAGGCAAACCUGAACUGGACAAGGGUGUGAGAGAUAGCAUAGCCACGUACGACGACUUCGAACCAGAAAUCUGCACGGCAUCUGCGGCGCAAGCUACUAGGGGCUCCGUGAGACAGGUGGACCGUUCGAUUUCGACCAGCAGUCGGGGGUCUCGUCCUGUUCAGCGCCAGCAAUCACUUCUUCGGAACCCAUCAAUGUCAUCAGCAGGGCGCUCAUCCGUGGAAACUCGCAAAAGCCAAUCCCGACGUUCGGGUGGGAUUCCAACUAUUUCGGAACCUGAAUUCAUUCACGGCGACCCCAUUUUUAGUCAGCUAGGGAAUUCUGCUCUCUAUCAGAACAGGAACUCUGGCCUGUCUCAAAAAGAAAUGAAUAGGCGAAGCCGAGUUAUAGCUGUGACUAGGCAGGAAGAGAGCUUUCUAGAAGCAAUGAGAGAACGGGAAGGCAAAAUCACCCCCAGUCUCUUCCAAGAAUCCCGCUACAACGCACAAGAACCCGACCGGAAUUCGAUGCUUUCUGUAGCGCCAUCGCGGGACUCAUUCUACGGUUCUGGCAUGUCCUUUCUACGACUAAGCCCAGGCUUCCCGCCUAACCGAGCUCGAAUAGACCAAGGUGCUGUUUCUGAUACGGAGCAGAAAACCAUCAACUCGAGUGCAUCUCCUCGAGCUAGCCUGGUAUAUUCGGAGAGUCUUUCGUCACCCGCGACCAGUGCGGCGUCUCCAAUGACACCGACCCUUCCCAUUCAUCGAUUCUCGCCGCUUCCAUCGCAAAAGCCGACUCCACGUCGCCCUCCCCCCACUAUCCCAGACGCUCAAAAGCGGCAUUCGCGGCGUCGCACUGAUAGUAGCGAGGCCAUUGUUUUGGACGACACUGAAGAACUCAAAGAAAAAAAUGAGUUUCCUCUUUGGGCCGUGGGGUGGAAUAGUGAAGGUGCUAGUUUGACGGCAGUGCAUUGA